CCAAUGUUCUUUUUAUGAAAAUAAAAUUUCUUUUUUUUUAAUAUAUAGCAUAUGUGCUUAUAACUGGCACUUUAUAGAGCAUGAGCAUGUUUUGAUUUGGUCUUUCUUGUUGAGGGUUCUUGUUUCAUUGUAUCCUGGUGUCUAGACUUUGGCCUGUGACCAUUGAGAUGGAGAUCCAGUGUCUGUGGUACUGUUUGCCAUCUCUGGGUCUACACUCAGGGUUCCUUCAUGUAGAUGCAAAUACAGAGGGUAUCAUAAUUUCCAACCUCUCUGUUCCUCAUCACAGCUAUUCAGUCUUGCUUGAAGAUAGAUUACAGAAGGACAAGGUCAAAUCCAGAUUUUGUGGUGUGAAAAUUUACCCUGGUGCGUUAUCCCUACCAGGGGAUCCGACCUCAGCCAGGAGCAGUGAGAGCCUCCCCUCCCCAGCCAUGCUGAGUACUGCUCUAAGACUGCUGAUGCCGGUAGCAGUAGUUGAAUUUCUCAUCGGUUUAAUUGGAAAUGGAGUCCUCGUGGUCUGGAGUUUCAGGGAAUGGAUGAGAAAAUUCAGGCGGUCCUCAUAUAACCUCCUUAUCCUGGGCCUGGCUGGCUGCCGAUUUCUCCUGCAGUGGCUGAUCAUUUUGGACUUAAGCUUGUUUCCACUUUUCCAGAGCAGCCUUUGGCUCCGCUAUCUUAGUAUCUUCUGGGUCCUGGUAAGCCAAGCCAGCUUGUGGUUUGCCACCUUCCUCAGUGUCUUCUAUUGCAAGAAGAUCACAGCCUGUGAUCAUCCUGCCUACUUGUGGUUGAAGCAGAGGGCCUAUAACCUGAGUCUCUUUUGCCUUCUGUGGUACUUUAUAAUCAGUUUGUUCCUUACAGUCCAAAUCGGCUUAAUGCUCUAUCGUCCUCCCCAAGGAAACAGCACCAUCCUGUAUCCCUUUGCAAGUUGGCAGUACUUCUAUGUAUUUCGGCUCAAUUCAGGAAGUGGGUUGCCUUUCAUAGUGUUUCUUGUUUCCUCUGGGAUGCUGAUUGUCUCUUUGUAUACACACCACAGGAAGAUGAAGGUCCAUUCAGCUGGUAGGAGGGAUGCCCGAGCCAAGGCUCACAUCACUGCCCUGAAGUCCUUGGGCUGCUUCCUCUUACUUCACCUGGUUUAUGUCAUAGCCACCCCCUUCUCCAUCACCUCCAAGACUUAUCCUCCUAAUCUCACCAGUGUCUUAAUCUCUGAGACAGUCAUGGCUGCCUAUCCUUCUCUUCAUUCCCUCAUACUGAUCAUGGGGAUUCCUAGGGUGAAGCAGACUUGUCAGAAGAUCCUGCGGAAGACAGUGUGUGCUCGGAGAUGCUGGGGCCCAUGAUCUGGGGAGAAAUGUGUGGUCGAGGCACUCUUGGGAUGCUCCAGCUCUCUAUAAGGGAGCUGCCUUUCAUGUCUUUAAGAUUUUCCUUCUUUUACUCCAAUUUAAUGAAUGAGCAACAGAAAAUAACGGAUCAAAACCCAAUACUAUUUCUCUUUUGGCAAUACAAAAUACAUUUUUUUAAUGUACUACAGAAAUCAAGGUUAGGGCUUCAUGUUUGGUGAAAGAGGUAUUAUAUUCUGUCUACAUAUAGCAAAUAAUUCAUAUAUAAAUUGUGUUUUUCUUAUUAUAGAAAACAUUAGGAACAAUUAUAGUGAUUGUUAAAUUUUAUGAAAUUACAUUAAUGUUAGUCAUUUUAGAUAGGCUUUUUUAAAAAAGCAUGAAAUAAUUUCCCCAUUUCUCUGCUGUAAUGACUCUAAUUAUGUAACUGAAAAACAAAACAAAACAUCGUAUAUUUCUGGAAUUUUCUUGGAGCCCCAGUCUUGGCUUUCAGAAUAAAAGUCAGUUAGAUGCCACGAUCUGUAUUAAGCUCCAAGGCUCAGGACCUGGAUUCGGGCAACAUGAGAGUGAGGAGCACUUGCUUCUGCUUAAAAAAAAGAAAAAUAGACUGCUUUUGAAGAGUU
This is a messenger RNA of Sapajus apella (tufted capuchin), 1948 nucleotides long. It is a transcript of the gene TAS2R5, whose product is annotated as taste 2 receptor member 5. The record is from RefSeq and is a predicted model, not a curated record. Lineage: Eukaryota; Metazoa; Chordata; Mammalia; Primates; Cebidae. The transcript has a single exon. Gene Ontology annotation, biological process: G protein-coupled receptor signaling pathway; sensory perception of taste; detection of chemical stimulus involved in sensory perception of bitter taste. Gene Ontology annotation, cellular component: membrane. Gene Ontology annotation, molecular function: bitter taste receptor activity; G protein-coupled receptor activity. Bases 168 to 1328 code for a protein of 386 amino acids.